GCGGGGCCAGCGCCGCUGCCGGGUGCUGAAGGCGCCAUUGGAGCCGGCUUGGCUUGCGAGCUCCGCUGAGGAGCCGGAGGUUGGCCUGCAGUUGCCUCCGCGUCCGCUCCUGGUCCCUGGCCCCUCGGCGGCAUGGCGUGCGGGGCGACGUUGAAGCGGCCCAUGGAGUUCGAGGCGGCGCUGCUGAGCCCUGGUUCCCCGAAGCGGAGGCGCUGCGCCCCUCUGCCCGGCCCCACUCCGGGCCUCAGGCCCCCGGACGCCGAGCCGCCGCCGCUGCUCCAGACGCAGACCCCACCGCCGACUUUGCAGCAGCCCGCCCCGCCCGGGAGCGAGCGGCGCCUUCCAACACCGGAACAAAUUUUUCAGAACAUAAAACAAGAAUAUAGUCGUUAUCAGAGGUGGAGACAAUUAGAAGUUGUUCUUAAUCAGAGUGAAGCUUGUACUUCGGAAAGUCAGCCUCAUUCUACAGCACUCACAGCACCUAGUUCUCCAGGUACCUCCUGGAUGAAGAAGGACCAGCCCACUUUUACCCUCCGACAAGUUGGAAUAAUAUGUGAGCGUCUCUUAAAAGACUACGAAGAUAAAAUUCGGGAGGAGUAUGAGCAAAUCCUCAAUACCAAACUAGCAGAACAAUAUGAAUCUUUUGUGAAAUUCACACAUGAUCAGAUUAUGCGACGAUAUGGGACAAGGCCAACAAGCUAUGUGUCCUGAAGCUUUCUUGCAUAUCUGGGUACCAGGUUUGACCUCAAGAGAUGGCUGCUGUACACUUUUUGCAACUGGUUUGGUAUCACAUUUCAGCUCCAACUUUGCAUCCUGAGAACACUUAAACGUUUCUGCAGGUCCAUUUUAUACAACUUGAAAGACCUUAAAACUUUCUGGUUGCCACAAGCAUAUCUUUCUUUUCUGCUCAUCCAAUAAACAGCUGUGCCCUACUGUGAUAGAUUUUCCAAACAAAAAUACCUGGAGCAGCAGUUUAGCAAAAUAUGCCCUCACUGGCACUCAGCAAAUGGAGAUUCCCCAAGCACAGUUCUGUAAGAAGUGUGUGUGUGAGUGUGUGUGUGAGUGUGUGUGUGUGUGUGUGUGUAUUUUAAGUUAUUAUUUGUAUUGUGCAAAUUUUUUUGAUCUUGGGGAUUCUGGCUGUGAAUUUGAUGCACGACAAUUAUGGUUAAAAACAUUUGCUUGGUCUACAGAAGAUCAUUAAUGUUUUGUGACCAUAUAAGUUGUAAUGGUGGAUUGUUUUAUGUGUAGGUAUUAUUGUUAAAUACAGGGACUGUUUCCAGGCACAGAAUAUGAAUCAUAAGUUAGGAUGGACAUUAGAUGUGAUUAUGAUGACAUAGCAAAGGUCUGUGGUCCUAGGUCUACAAAUGCGUGGUGAGGAAUUAGGACAAACUGGAGACGGGCCGUUUGACAUGUGGACUCUGCCCAGCCGUGUUGAAAAAUAUUGACUCCAAGCCUUAAAAUACCCACAUGGAGUCUGUGCUCACCUCAUUCACACAGACAGCUCCCUGGACACUGAACCUCUAAAAAGAAAAAGUCUCCCCUGGAGCAGGAGCAUCAGGGUUUUCUUGGGAGCACGACACAGGUGAGCACGGGGCUGGGCCAGCCCCUGGUGGCACUGCUACUUGGGAGGAGCCGCUUUGCCUUUGAAUCGGUUAUUACAAACAGAAUUAGGAUCCUUUGGUCAGGUUCCCCCAAAUUCUUUUUAGGAGGUGACCACGUUCAACUGCUUGAGCUUUGUUUUGGCAACCCCCUGCCCAAAGUUGCUUACAGACUGUUCUUCACCUUGUUCCGAGACCGAGGAACAGAAAGUAGCCUCUGUUUUGAGGAGGUGGAAGUUAAGUAUACAUUUAUUUUUUACUGUGACUUGUUCAGGACCACAUUUUACAAAAUGCCUUGUUUCCUUUAUCAUUGUUUCUGGAAAGGAGAGUUCUAUUAAAAUUGUUUUAGUUUGAAUAUAGAAUAGUUUUAUUAAUUAGGGCUUAUUUUGAAAAAUUCUGAGUUUAAUUCAAAUGUACGCCAGUACCUUCCAAAGUAAGGUAAUAUUCAGAGACAGUCGUUCUGAUCAGAUGGCUUAGAGAAAUUCUGGAAUAUUCAUAUUCGAAGAUUCCUUAUUAAUGAAUGUCUUUGACUUAAAUCUAACCAAAAACUGCAACAUUAUUCUUUGUACAUUUUCAUUAUAUAGUGUUAACAAGCUUAGUUGCAAACAAAUAAAAUACUUAAGCUAUU
This is a messenger RNA of Acinonyx jubatus (cheetah), 2226 nucleotides long. RefSeq names its product akirin 1 (gene AKIRIN1). Gene Ontology annotation, biological process: myoblast migration involved in skeletal muscle regeneration; positive regulation of lamellipodium assembly; positive regulation of myoblast differentiation. The record is from RefSeq and is a predicted model, not a curated record. Gene Ontology annotation, molecular function: transcription coregulator activity. Gene Ontology annotation, cellular component: nucleus; chromatin. Bases 133 to 711 code for a protein of 192 amino acids. The transcript has 5 exons. NCBI's taxonomy places the organism in Eukaryota, Metazoa, Chordata, Mammalia, Carnivora, Felidae.